Molecule: messenger RNA, 1180 nt
Organism: Fragaria vesca subsp. vesca
Lineage: Eukaryota; Viridiplantae; Streptophyta; Magnoliopsida; Rosales; Rosaceae
Exons: 4
Coding region: 36-1160 (374 amino acids)
Source: RefSeq, a predicted model, not a curated record
AGCUAAAACCCUGAUCAUCAUCAUCAUCACCAAUAAUGUCACAGACCCGUUUCCACAAGGGUGACCAAGUCGAGGUCACAACCUCCGUCCACGGCGGCUCCACCGGCCCCUACUACCCAGCCACCGUGCUCCGUCCCGUCAUCAAAGACAAGUCCCACAUCUUCGUCGAGUACCAAACCCAAACAGCCCCCGGCAGAGCCCCAAAACCCUUGAAGGAGAUUGUGCUGCUCACCAAUGUACGUCCCACGCCGCCCAGGGAGCUCCACCGCCCCUUCAAAGUCGGCGAUGACGUGGACGCUUUCCGAGCAAAGGGGUGGUACCGUGGAACAGUGAGGGAUAUUUUGGAGAAUUCCAAGUACUUGGUGGUGGUGGAUGGUCAAGCUGACCAGGAAUUUGAGUGUGACCAUUUUGAUUUGAGGGUUCAUAGGGAGUGGGAUGAUGGGUCUUGGGUGCCUCCUCUUCUUCCGGAAGAGAAAAAAUCACCUGAGGUGGUGAAAUCCAGAAAGAUAACGAUUAAAAUAAGGGAUAAGAAGGAAACUAUGGGAGCAAGCUUUAAAAGCGGGACUCUAGAGGAUGAUCAGGAAUUAGAGUCUGAGCAGCUUAAUUUGAGGUGUCACAGAGAGUGGGAUGACCGGUCUUCAAUCCCUCCUCUUCCAAAAGAGCUGAAGUCAUCUGGGGUGGUGAAUAGCAGAAAGAUAAGAUUCAAUUUAAGGGCCAAGAAGGAAUCUAUGAGGAAGAAAUUUGAAAACGGGACUCGGGUGGAGGUUAGCAGUGAUGAGGAGGGUUACAAGGGUGCUUGGUACACUGCUACUAUAGUUGACUACAUUGGGAAAGACAAGUUUCUGGUGGAAUAUGUAUCCCUGGUAACUGAGGAUAGAACCCAGCUCUUGCGAGAAGAAGCAUUAGCAAGUUACAUUAGGCCUUGUCCUCCUCCACUUCCACCAGUUGUUCAGUACAAACUUCUUCAGAAAGUCGAUGCAUGGUACAAUGAGGGAUGGUGGGAAGGAUCCAUUACCAAAGUUCUGACCGGCUCAAAGUACGUUGUGUAUUUCAGCUCCAAUGAAACAUUAGAGUUCAAGCAUUCUGAUUUGAGGCUUCAUCAGGACUGGCUUAAUGGGCAUUGGAUAAUGGAUCCAUGCCAGAACUUCUAUGGGAAUUAAUGGUUUCCUGAUAUCCAAGU